AUGGAGGUAACUGAUUUUAUCUUCAAGGAGAGAGAGGAGGUUCUCCUCGUCGGGGAUUACAAUGCCUACCGUGCGCACACCACCAGAAAAUUACAGAAACUCCGCAAGAAGCUUGGACAGGCCACUGUCAAAGGUCGCAAGUAUACUGCCAAACCAGUCGUGACUGCUGAGAACGUUGGAAGCAAUGUUUCAUAUGUACACCUUCUGCUUCUCGGAUCCGAACGAGCUUGGGCUCAAGCGAUGCACAUGAAGUCCACUCAUUCAGCAGACCCCUCCGCGAAGGCCAUCUCUGGCGCCGCCCGGCGUCACAUUAUCUCGCGAUUGACCAAGGCCACCGGAUACGCAAAGCAUCUCGUUUCGUUGCUUCACGAACAAUCAACCGGGGCUAGCGACACCGACAUCUUGGAAACUCGCGCCUAUGCAGCAAUGAUCUCCGGCUCUCUCUGGCUCGAAAAACGGAGAUGGGAACAGUCUCUCCAUGAUUAUUCUAUCGCAAGAGUGAUCUACACAGCAUUGGGCCAAAGUGUCAAGAAAGACGCUUAUCGGGACUUGCUCUCGGGGACCGUCGACCCAAGCAUUCGAUACGCUGCUUAUCAGAUGAAGCUCCCCCGCUCCAAGCCCACCUCCUCACUGGCAAUUGAGUUUUUCCCAACCGACUCAGCCAUUCGAUCUGAAGUUGAGAAGCUCGAUCCUUCGUGUCUUGCGGAAGAGGCUGCUGGAACUCGUCGAACUGCGGAGGGAGAGGUGCAAGAGUUGCCCCAAUCUGUGACGUGGAGAUCGCGCACUGUUCCACUCGAAGAUGCCUCAAUCUCCCAGGCUCUGGCUGCUGCUUCAGCGGCAGAGGCUCGUCUAACCACUUGGUUAGCAGGCGCCGGAAAGUCUGCUGCAUCCAAGGAAAAAGCUGCUGCAUAUGACAACGUUAUCAUUGCCAGUCAAGAUGCCGUCGAUGCUACGAAAACCGCCAUUGAUGAUUUGGCCACCGAAGGUGUCGACCCCAGUGACAAGCGCAUGCAGGCACUUCAGAUCACCCGAACCGCAGUCAACUACACCCUGGUGGGCUGGCGAGUGGGCCGAAACCGUGUUCUGUGCGGAGAACAGGAUGGAUUGUCUUUCGAGGAACAGCAAGUUCCGACAGACAACAAGAACGCUGCCAAACACACCGCAGGCAACGGAAAGAAGCUCAACAAACUCCGGGAGCGCGUAGUCCUAUACGAUUCGACCCUUCAGAGCUUGGACUUUAUUCUCGAGCUUCCAGGUGUGGCGGCCGACUCUGCAUUUGUAGAGGAUCUUGAAGCCAAGCGCCACUAUUUCCGAGCCCUUAGAUGCCUUUCUCUAGGAAGAUCCCACAGUGUUCUUGCGAAGUCUAAGGAAGCUCUCGCGCUUUUCUCCCAGGCAUUGACUCUCUCCGGCUCUGCCACACCUCAGUCGUCGGAAAGUGUCGACGGUCCCCCACAACUCGAUGUUUCCCGUACACAGUCCAGCACUUUGGAGUCGCGACUCCGAGAACUUGUGGCACAAUACCGUGGACUAGUCACCCUCGAGCAAGUCACUGCGGAAGAGGCAUCGCAAUCAAGCCAACGACCUGUGGUGGAACGCCUUCAGCAGUUCGCUGGAUCUGGGCUGGAUCUCAACAAUCUGGUACCGUUCCCGCCCCAAAUGCAGCCUAUCCCAGUCAAGCCUUUGUUCCUCGACGUUGCUUGGAACUACAUCGAUUAUCCCCGUGAAGGUCAACGCGAGGCUGCCCAGGCGCCUGCUGCGGCGGCUCCUGAAGAAGAGUCCAAGGGUCGUCGUGGAUGGUUCGGAUUUGGCGGUCGCUAA
Molecule: messenger RNA, 1818 nt
Organism: Penicillium brevicompactum
Lineage: Eukaryota; Fungi; Ascomycota; Eurotiomycetes; Eurotiales; Aspergillaceae
Product: signal recognition particle subunit SRP68
Exons: 3
Coding region: 1-1818 (605 amino acids)
Biological process (GO): SRP-dependent cotranslational protein targeting to membrane
Cellular component (GO): signal recognition particle, endoplasmic reticulum targeting
Molecular function (GO): endoplasmic reticulum signal sequence receptor activity; signal recognition particle binding; 7S RNA binding
Source: RefSeq, a predicted model, not a curated record